CGGAUCCUUGUGGCUGCCAGAACAAACUUUCAUUCAAGGCUAUAGCUUCGGACGAAUACUGACGAACUUCUCCAUGCGCUAUACAAGCUUUUCACGUCAGCUGCCUUUCCCUUCUUUCCACCGUUGCUCUUCAUUUCUAGCACCCCGCUCGCGACGAACAGUCUGGCUUGCACGCAGGUAUCUCCGCAUUGAUAAUCAUAGGCUCGAUUGUAUGCACGAUUCACGGGCACCUUCGGCUAUCGGCGCGCUGACAGUGCAGUGUUUGCGAUGUGGUGUGUUCUGUGCUUGCUCCUUGGACUCUGCUACGCGUCAUCUUCGAGCGAUUUUACGCUUACAGUGUUGCAUACGAACGACGUACAUUCUCACUUCCUGGAGACGGACCCUUUCGGGGGACGAUGCAAGCCGGAGAGGAAAAACCGGUGUGUCGGCGGCGUGGCCAGACAUCUGACGCUGGCACGCAAGUUCCGCAAGGAAAAGGACAACGUCUUGUUUCUCAACGCAGGUGAUUACUUUCAAGGGACGUCUUGGUACACGGUUCUCAAAUACAGACCGCUAGCAGACGUGGUGAAACUGCUGCGCCACGAUGCAAUGUGCUUGGGCAACCACGAAUUCGACGACGGGCCGGAAGGCUUAGCGCCGUACCUGCGUGAACUCGAGGGCGUCGUUCCCGUCGUCACGAGCAACGCAGAUUUCAGUGCAUCGCCGGCACUGAGAGAUCUGCAAGUCAACAAAUCAAUUCUCCUUAACGUAGGCGGAAUGAGAGUUGGAAUAAUUGGAGCAGUCACUCCAGACACGAAGACAGCCGCAAGACCAGGAAACGUAACGUUCGAAGAUGACCUGAGCAGCAUCAGAAAGGAAGCGAUCAUACUGAAGAGAGCUGGCAUAAAGAUAAUCAUCGCCCUCACCCAUGUGGGUUACAAUAGAGACCAAGAGAUAGCGCGAGAGAUACCCCAAGUCAGCUUGGUCGUUGGUGGACACUCUCACACGCUCCUCUACACAGGCAAGGAUCAUCCGAAAGAAGACCGUCCCGGCGGCGAGUACCCGACGGUCGUAACGAGAUCCGACGGCACCAAGGCGCUAGUUGUUCAGGCCUACUGGUUUGGAAAAUACAUGGGGCACCUCGAUGUGACGUAUAACGAUGCCGGAGAUAUAAAGUCGUGGUCCGGAAAGCCCAUUCUUCUUGAUCAGACCAUAGAACAAGACCAGGAGAUGCUGGAUGUCUUGGACAAGUACUUGCCAAACGUCACUGCAGCUGGUAGUACAGUCGUUGGCAGUUCCAAAGUGCUACUCAUGGCUGAUAACGGAAUUUGCCGGAGGCAAGAGUGCAAUAUUGGGAAUUUUAUUGCGGACGCAUUCUUCGAUUUUUUUGCCGGAAAGCCAACGAGCACGAACGGUUCCUGGAGUGAUGUUAAUGGGUGCCUUCUCAACGGAGGAAGCAUUCGUGGUUCAAUCGGGCAAAGUGAAACCGUAAUACGAGAUGACCUCCUGUCGGUGAUGCCGUUCGGAAACUCACUUGUAGUGGUUACUUUAACGGGAGCCCACCUGUGGGACCUAUUCGAGCACUCUGUCGCGAACUAUAGUCCGACAGAGGCACGUGGCGAAUUUCUCCAAGUAUCAGGAUUCCUCGUCACGUACGACGUUUCGCAGUCUCCGAUGAAGCGGGUAGUAUCUGUGGAGGCAUUGUGUACUAACUGCUCUGUCCCCCGCUAUGAGCACCUGGACGACCCGACCCUUUACAGGAUAGUUACAAUGUCCUACAUGUACCAGGGAGGGGACGGCUACGACUUCAGCAAGGCUAUUCAUGCCGAAGACAAAGGUUACCUCGACUUGGAUGUGUUUCAAGAGUAUUUCACCAAGAGAUCACCAGUGCAAGCGAAGCUCGAACAUCGUAUCAGAAUACUCAGUCGUGCACCCACUCAGGAGAACGACGGCUCUUCAGCUAGAAGAUCGUACAAGGGCAACGCAGCGGUGCUUCUGCUGACGUGCGUCUUCAGCGUAUUACGGACAUCCAAACCGCGGCACUUGCAUAUUUUAACAUUUUGUUGAGUUUGUGACCCACGAGAAUGCCAUGGCGGAGCUAGUUUUAUAUAUACGAGCACACACGUGUCAUUAUCAUAACCUUGCUUAGUUUAAACGCGUUAGGACACUUUAAUUAAUAUGUGUGGUUCAUCACAUCGUGCAGGCUUUGUGCUGCAUGCAACAGCGUUGAAGGAAACAAAAAAUUUUUUCUCCGAUUUACGUAUAUUUGGCGAGAUACCCUUGAACGAACCCUGAUGUCGGGCUCUAAGGUGAGCGAGGGACGGUGCCUUCGACUGAGUCGCCGUGACGACGACAAAGCAAAACAGAAGUGCCCAGAAAAGCGAACCACGUGCGUCACAACGUAGCGGCAGACGGCAUGCCCUCCUACUGUGAAUCCGGUGGGGCAAUACGGUUUCCAAUGUCACGUGACCAAACAUGACGCCACUGCACAAGCCGCGAGACAACUAGAAGGGAAUGUGGAGAAGACUAGGGCAGUGGCCUUGUUCUCAAAGGACCAGUGCACGGCAUGUGGAGUGUGGAUCGAUGAGAUUUUAUGAGGGAUAAUAAUUGGGAGUAGAUAUACACGUAAGGUGGGUCCACUUACACGUGUUACAGGGCACAUUGCUUACUUCCAUUGCAAAGGCUAACUUGUACGGUUCAUUUUGCUAGGUUCAUAUGGGACUGCUGUGGCUCUUGACGAUUUGUGACCCAGUCUACUGUUUCUAUAUUUACAGAUCGGAAACUCGAGAUCCCCUAAGAACGCUUCUAUGAUAUUUUUUUUAUACAAUAUAAGUACAAAUAAAGAAUGUCGAUCAAUUUUC
This is a messenger RNA of Ornithodoros turicata, 2840 nucleotides long. Its product is annotated as protein 5NUC-like. The record is from RefSeq and is a predicted model, not a curated record. NCBI's taxonomy places the organism in Eukaryota, Metazoa, Arthropoda, Arachnida, Ixodida, Argasidae. The transcript is spliced from 9 exons. Gene Ontology annotation, biological process: AMP catabolic process. Bases 268 to 2046 code for a protein of 592 amino acids. Gene Ontology annotation, molecular function: metal ion binding; 5'-nucleotidase activity; nucleotide binding. Gene Ontology annotation, cellular component: plasma membrane.